This is a messenger RNA of Protopterus annectens (West African lungfish), 1863 nucleotides long. RefSeq names its product regulator of microtubule dynamics 1 (gene RMDN1). Lineage: Eukaryota; Metazoa; Chordata; Ceratodontiformes; Protopteridae. The coding region runs from base 793 to 1734 and encodes 313 amino acids. Gene Ontology annotation, cellular component: mitotic spindle pole; spindle microtubule; cytoplasm. The record is from RefSeq and is a predicted model, not a curated record. Gene Ontology annotation, molecular function: microtubule binding. The transcript has 10 exons.
CGCCAAAAUAAGUUUACAACUCUAUUAUUGUCAUUAUUUAUUAAGUUUAAUUCUGCACAUUUUGGGGGGUGCUUGCUACUGCGCAUCUGGUGAGCCAGUCAAAUUAUAUCGCCAAAAUAAGUUUAUAACUCUAUUAUUGUCAUUAUUUAUUAAGUUUAAUUCAGCACAUUUUUUGGGGGUGCUUGCUACUGCGCAUCUGGUGAGCCAGUCAAAUUAUAUCGCCAAAAUAAGUUUAUAACUCUAUUAUUGUCAUUAUUUAUUAAGUUUAAUUCAGCACAUUUUUUCCAAAGUCAUACUCCUCGCACUUCCAGAAUGAAAGGCUCUGACACACAAUAAACUUUUUUAACUGCUACCCAUCGUAAAGAAAACUAAAUUAUAUUAAUUCAACCAAUGCUUUCUAAGUGUAUAAAGUAACACAUUUAACUAUCCUGUGAGCUUCUGAGUUGCCAUUGUUAAUAAGCUGUUACUAAGCGUUCCACAUUUUUGCGCAUUUGUUUCUCAUUAUGUUCCACAUUAUGGAAAUGAAAGGUUUAGAGCUAUAUUGAGAAGUAUACUUCUACUAAACAUUCCACAUAAUCCCUGUUGUUGCAGCAGGAAGUCAUUUCUCUAGACAGCCCACACUGCUGGUAUUGUUACUGGGAACUGUAAAUUCGAAACGUCAGUUUCCUGCCUAACUUUAAUAAAUGACGGCACACUCUACUGUAUUCUGGAGUAGGUGUAAGACUUAAAAUUGUGCAGUAAAACAUUUAGGUUAACUCAAUUGUAUUUGACAGGGAAUUUUGUAACGCACGUAUGGCAGGGUGUGCUGGUGUUAGCCGAUUAAUUUACGUUAGAGACUUGAGACUUUUUGCGGGAGUCUGUAGGCACAGAUGCUUCAGAAACAGUUACUUAUCUAGGGCGCUGAGCACAGGUGUUAAGGAAAAGGUCUCCAGCAAUACGUCUAAUUUAGGUAGAGGAUUGACUGCAACACUUUUAGCAUAUUUUGGCUUUGAACUGUACAGCAACUUGACUCAGUCACCUGCAGCAUGUGACAGUGACAAAGAUGACAUCAUAGAACAGGCAGAUUACUUGUAUGGCAGUGGAGAAACCAUAAAGCUUUAUCAGUUACUGAUUCAGUACAAAGACAGUGAAAAUGCAGAACUGCUAUGGAGGCUAGCCCGUGCUUCACGUGAUCUUGCCCAGCUGAGCAGUACCUCUGCAGAUAACAAGAAGAAAUUGAUCUAUGAAGCUUUGGCUUAUGCAAAAAAAUCAUUAGAUAAAGAACCUAACUUUGCUGCGCAUAAGUGGUAUGCCAUUUGUAUCAGUGAUGUGGGAGAUUAUGAAGGCACAAAGGCCAAAAUUGCGAAUGCAUAUGUUAUAAAGGAGCAUUUCCAGAAAGCUAUUGAACUAAAUCCCAAGGAUGCAACCUCUAUUCAUCUGAUGGGACUUUGGUGUUUUACUUUUGCUGAAAUGCCUUGGUACCAACAGAAAAUAGCAUCCAUGCUGUUUGCAACACCACCAACAUCUACAUAUGAAGAGGCACUUGCUUACUUCAUCAAGGCUGAAGAAGUGGACCCAAAUUUUUACAGCAAAAACUUACUUAUGUUGGGCAAGACCUACUUGAAGCUUAAGAGUCAAAAGAUGGCCUUAUUAUGGUUAACUAAAGCGAAAGACCACCCAGCAUAUACCGAAGAAGACAAGCAGGUCCAGAAGGAAGCUGUGGAGCUGUUAAAAACGCUUGGUGUUAAGAUUUGAAGCUGAUGAAAAAUAAAUGCUUUUUGUUGUAAAUAGCAGCAGUCUUCCUUUAAUGAGCAUCAGAUGAAGAGGAUACAUUUUAAGAUCUGUAAUUAAUCAGAAAUAAAGUUUUUUUGUAAAGAAUGUCAA